Messenger RNA from Stegodyphus dumicola, 2137 nucleotides. It is a transcript of the gene PNPase, whose product is annotated as polyribonucleotide nucleotidyltransferase 1. Gene Ontology annotation, biological process: mitochondrial mRNA catabolic process; mitochondrial RNA 3'-end processing. Gene Ontology annotation, molecular function: polyribonucleotide nucleotidyltransferase activity; RNA binding; 3'-5'-RNA exonuclease activity. The record is from RefSeq and is a predicted model, not a curated record. NCBI's taxonomy places the organism in Eukaryota, Metazoa, Arthropoda, Arachnida, Araneae, Eresidae. Gene Ontology annotation, cellular component: mitochondrion; cytosol.
AUAGCUUCAGCAGCUCUGGCAGUUUCUGAUAUUCCUUGGAAUGGGCCCAUUGGAGCUGUGCGUGUAGGUUUUAUCGAUGGAAAUGUUAUCAUGAAUCCUACUAGAAAAGAAAUUAUUAAUAGUUCUUUAAACCUUGUUGUUGCAGCAACAGAGCAUAAUAAUGUUGUUAUGUUAGAAGCUUCUGCAGACAACAUUCUUCAACAAGAUUUUAUGAAAGCUCUGAAAGCAGGAGUAAAAGAAACCCAGCGUAUCAUUCAAGUUAUUAAAGAACUUCAACAAAAUUAUGGUAAACCUAAAAGAAUUUUUGAAAAUUUACCAGAGCCUUCAGCUGAAGUUAUGGAAUCUGCUAAACUCCUUUGUGAAACUAAAAUUACUGAAGUUCUAACAGAUGCAAAUUUUGAUAAGGUUAGCAGAGAUCAAGCCCUUGAUGUAAUCAGGCAAGAAGCUGUAGAAAAAGUCGUAGAAAACCAUCCUGAUUGUGAUCCAUCUCAUAUAUACGAUGUUGUAAAUUCUACUAUUAAAACAAUUUUUAGAAAUUUAAUUUUGGACACGAAUAAAAGAUGUGAUGGCCGUGGAUUGACUGAUUUGCGGGAUAUAUCUUGUGCUGUAGAUAUUUAUAAACCACUUCAUGGAUCAUCACUUUUCCAAAGGGGUCAGACACAGGUUUUUUGCACAGUUGCAUUCGAUUCCUUAGAUUCAGCUCUGCGAAGUGAUCCAUUAACUGUAUUAACAGGGGGCAUUAAAGAAAAAAAUUUUAUGUUGCACUAUGAGUUUCCUCCUUAUGCAACUAAUGAAAUUGGGCGAGUUGGUGCUUAUGGUCGUAGAGAACUAGGCCAUGGAGCAUUAGCAGAAAAAAGUUUAAGACCUGUUCUGCCAUCUGAUUUCCCAUUCACGACACGCUUGACAGCAGAAGUUCUUGAAUCAAAUGGUUCUUCAUCAAUGGCUUCUGUCUGUGGAGGUAGCUUAGCUCUUAUGGAUGCUGGUGUACCAAUAUCAGCUCCUGUUGCUGGUGUAGCAGUAGGAUUAAUUAGUGUACCAAAUACUGAGAAACCAUAUGAAUUUAUGGAUUACAGAAUACUUACUGACAUACUGGGCAUUGAAGAUUAUUUAGGUGAUAUGGAUUUUAAAAUGGCAGGAACUAAAAAAGGCAUAACAGCAGUUCAACUAGAUACGAAAGUUCCUGGUCUCCCACUGAAGGUAGUAAUGGAAGCUCUUUUGCAAGGGUCAGAUGGUAAGGAUAAGAUAUUAAACAUCAUGACAAGUGUAAUUUCUAAACCAAGGGAAGAAAAUAAAGAUAACUGGCCUAUAUCUGAAAAACUUGAAGUACCUGUACACAAGCUCUCUCAUUUUUUUGGAUUUGGUGGCUACAACAUCAAAAAGCUUAGAAAUGAUACGGGUGUGCAACUCACCAAUAUUGAAAAUGGAGUAUUUUCAGUUUUUGCUCCAAAUGCUGCAGCUAUGGCAGAAGCAAAAGAAGUUAUUGAUAAGCUCUUAAUCGAAGAGAAAGAACCACAAUUAGAAUUUGGUGCAAUUUACACUGCAAAAAUCGUUGAGAUAAGGGAUUUUGGUGUCAUGGUAACUCUGUAUCCAAACAUGAAACCUGCACUUGUCCAUAAUUCCCAGCUAGAUCAGCGAAAAAUACAUCAUCCAUCUGCACUAGGUCUUGAAGAAGGUCAAGAAAUUCAAGUGAAAUUCUUUGGUAGAGAUCCAGCAAGUGGAAGUAUGAGGUUAUCUCGAAGAGUUCUUCAAACCAUUCCUUCACAAAUAGUUCAUAAUUUUCAUGGGUCAAAAAACCUGUCCGAAACAAAAAAGCCGGAUUCUUAGGAAAUAAAAUAAUUUUAAUUUAAAUGCUUAAAUUAAGAUGAAAAGUUACUUGUAUUUAAAUCAAUUAGCUAAAUAUUUUGUUCAAAAUACCAUUAAGUAAAUCCAUAAAAAAUAAAUACUUCCUUUAAUAUUCAUAAAUUCGUGCAAGAUAUAUAUGCAAGACAUACUAUAUGUACAUUAUAUUUAUAUUCCUAAUUAAGAUUUUAAAUAUGGUAUCAUUCUACUUAAGUAGAAAUAUUUUUGCUUGCACUAAUGUAUUUAUAUUUCUUGUGUACAAUAAAAUGUUAACCUUUUUAUUAUUUUUGUUUUGAAU